GGGAGAAAGAGAAGAGACGAUAGAGAGAAGGUAGGAGAAGGAGGGAGAGUUGGACACGACGACAAGGGGAAGUCACAUGGGGGGAGGAGUGGAUGGGGGAGGAUGGGGUUGGAAGGAGGAGGGGAAAGGGGUUGGGAAGGGGAGAGGAGGAGGAAGGGGGGAAGGGAGCGCAGGUGCGGUAGCGGAGGGAGGACGCGGAGCGGAGUGCGGAAGCGGAGGUGUUUUUGGGACUAGUAGCACCACCAGCAACUAUUCGUCGGGCGGAAGACCGGCGGGCGCGGGGGGCGCCCUCGAUACAGUCGGCGGCGCAUCCUCCGCCAGCGCUGCUUACAAAGGCGGAACUCGAGGGGUGGGUGAAUCUGGGAAAUCUUCAUCUGGAAGCAGCUCCCACUCGCAUUUGCAGAGACAUCCCGCCGUCUCUUCGUCAUUACCAAUCAACGGGAGAAUUGUGUCAUCGUCGAGCAAUGGAGAGGGAGGCCGGGAAGGGGGAGGAAGAGAAGGGUGCAUGGGGGCGAAGAAAGGAGGGGGAGGCGGGGGAGGGGGAGGGGGAGGUGGAGGGGGAGGGGAGGAACCCCCAUGGAAACGGCUUAGGACAGCGGACGAGUCAGGUCCCGCAGGAGCUUCCGACGUGUGCGGGGGCACUGGGGGGGAAUUAACAGCAGCGCCGGCGGGCGGCGACCUGCAGAAAGGCGGGAAUUGCACCAACACGUCGGCGUAUUCUUCGCCGGGAUCGCAGAGUGGACCUCAAUCGACGGGUGGGAGUCUCAGAUACCGACCGUGGCUCUUCAAGACGCGAUUAUGUGCGAAAUUCAUGAGUGACCGAAUGUGUCCGUACAGCGACGGGUGCAGCUUCGCCCACGGGAACCAUGAGCUGCAGACCCCGCCUCCGCCUUUCGUGAGUGAUAUGGCCGGGCCAGGAGUAUUGGGAGAGGGAGGGGGCGGAGGAGGAGGAGGAGGAGGAGUAGCUGGAGGAGGAGGAGGUGGAGGAGGAGGAGGAGAUGGAGGUGGGGGAGGACAGUACGGCAGCGGGAAUCCGAGGAAGCUGAGAGCGUGUAUGAAAUUCAUGAAGGAGGGGAGUUGUCCCUACGGGGAGCGGUGCUGCUUCUGGCACGAUGAUGGGACGUCUAAACCACCAGGUGGAGUACAAGGAAUGUCAGCUUCGUCGUUUACCAAAUUAGGAAUAAAGCCGCCUAAUUGGAAAACGAGAUUGUGUAAUAAAUGGGAGGCAAACGGGGCCUGCUUCUUUGCGGAUAGAUGUCAUUUUGCGCACGGAGAGGCUGAGCUGCAACCAUUCAACGGUCCUCGGCAACCAUACCAUUCACCCGAACAGCUUUUCUAUGGCUUCCCACCAUUCAAUGGUCCUCCACCACAGCAACAGCAGCAAUCGAACCUUGCAUCUCCUCUCCCUCCUCUUUCUCCUCCCAAUGCACCGUUUUCAUCGCCAGUACCCCGACGAGCAAGCAGUUUGGGACUCGGAUCUGCGUCAGCAGGAUUGCUUUCUGCCGACCCCUCCCUGCCCUCAGGUGUCCGGCCAUCGUCCAGUCCUGGUGUGUCGUUGGCAGCAGGUUCUUCUGCUUCUGGGUCUGGUCCGGUUGUAGGAGGCAGCAGCAGCAGCAACUUGUCGACGCCCAUGGUUUCACCCGCGUCAAGCUCAGCAAACGUGGAAGGAAAGCAGUCCCAAACCUUGUCAUCAUUGCCGGCUACGAGGACUGUGCCGGACCUCAGGGCAGGUACGGCCGCCACAGGGGUGGACAGCCCCGCUGCGCCUUUGGCAGGGCACAGAUUCGUGGCUCAGCAACAAACAACCUCCAGUCGAAGAGAGGGAGGAUUAGGAGGAGGAGCAGGAGGCAGUGGUGGUGGUGGUCCUGCGAGCAGAGUAACUGUUGAGAUGAGUGUCGCCCUCCAGACUGACAGUCAGCUGGCCCACGGCUGCCUUGAGCAAUCUCAAAGUCAAAGCCGCCGACCAGUCGGUGGCUUGGGGAGGGGUUAUUCAGAAGGGGGAUUUAAUAUGUUUGCUUAUGGGGAUUGCCCGUUCGACGAAGCAGAGGAUGACGGGCUACAACAGGUAUACGCGCAGCACGUGAUUGCUCCCGGACCAUCAAGCGCAAGCUUUCAUGACCCAGGUGCAGUCCGGGGAUCUGCCGUAGUUCCCAUGCCCAUGCCCUCCGCUAUUCCCGAAGAACAGUGCCAUGCCAGUGCGGCUGUCGCAGGAUCUGGGCAACUGCCAGAGGAAACAUGGAGCCCUCCAGGAAUCGUUAGAGGUAGGGGAGGGGGUGGAGGUGGAGGUGGAGGUGGAGGUGGAAGUGGAGGUGGAAGUGGAGGUGGAGAGGGAGGAGCGGGCACUGGAGUAGAACCACAAGUGGAAGAGCGCAUUGGCACGUCAGCCAUAGGGAGCGAUUCCAAGGGCGGUGGGUUGGCUGCUGCCAAGGCGUCAACAUCGGCAUCCGGAUCUCAUCUCGUUUAUCAGCAGGGGGAGCAGCUAGAGGCCGGUGUUGAUCAGAGGGCUGGGUCGUCAGUAGCGGGAGCACCAGCAACAGUUGCAAGUGGAAGCCGAGGACAGGGAGGAGGAGGAGGAGGAGGAGGAGCGUCUGUGGGAAGAGUGCAGAAGAAGGCGGAAAAAGAAGGAUUUGGAAGAGGGGGGGGGAGGGGAGGGGGAGGGGGAGGGGGAGGAAUCGGCACUCAACAAGGCGUUUUGACUGUGCCAUUCUUUCGGUUUUCCUCGCCGACCGGGGCAGCUGGCCGGGGCAAGUAGUCCUAACUGAGGAGAAGGAGAGUAGAGGUAUGGAGACAUCAUCAGGUAUGUGGGAGGGUUUAGCUGGAGAAGGGGAGAAGGUAUGGGCACCAUUGGGUGGCGGUGCGUUGAGGAGGAGCUGAAGGUGAAAAUCGGUGAAGCCUCGAACGCUUGCAACUGGGAGGAAGCUACAAAUAACUAGAAAUCAAGUAGAACAGAGAGCCGUAUUGAAGGUGUCUACCUCGUACGGUGGGGAGAGGACUCGAGCACCGCUGGCACAAUCAAGGAGAUCCCUGUAAGGUAUAGGUCAAUCAGACGACGACUAGUAGGAGGGGUUGCAGCAGAGAAGGGUGCUGAGGGUAGCACUCCCCGAACAAAUGGUGUUCUGGAGA
Chara braunii is the source of this 3123-nucleotide messenger RNA. NCBI's taxonomy places the organism in Eukaryota, Viridiplantae, Streptophyta, Charophyceae, Charales, Characeae. The record is from the annotation of a GenBank genome assembly.